GCGGCUCCGUGACGCAAGGCCGCCGUGACUCAGGGGACUUCCGCCGCGCGUCGCUUGGCGACUGAAGAUAAAAGGGGAUGGCGGUAACUUGGAGAGCAGAGGAGACCGCAGAGAGAAGCAGCAGCAGCAGCAGCAGAAGAAGAGAAGGAGGAGAGAGUGACACAUUUCGAGAGGGUGAAUAUCGAGAGGUCGAGGAGAAUCUCUGGGCGGUGUCGCUGGUUGAAGUCGGUGAGGCGGAGACGCGUCGCGUGCGCAUGGAGACUCUAGUCAUUCGGACUUUGCUGCUGCUGGCGGUGGCGCUGUCGCUGUUGCUGUCUGCACAAGCAGCGAACCUGUGCUGCGGGAACCCGUGCCAGAACCGGGGCGUGUGCUCCACGGUGGGGUUCGACCGCUACGAAUGCGACUGCACCAGAACCGGCUUCUACGGGGACAACUGCACCACGCCCGAGCUGUGGACCGCAGUGAAGAUGGCCCUGAAGCCGAGCCCGGAGUCCGUGCACCACCUCCUCACGCACUUCCCCGGCGCCUGGCGCCUCGUCAACAGCGUGCCCUUCCUGCGCGAUGCCAUCAUGCGCUACGUGCUCAUGUCUCGCUCCACGCUGGUGCCCAGCCCGCCCACGUACAACGCGCGCUACGGCUACAAGUCGUGGGAGUCGUACUCCAACGUGAGCUACUUCACGCGCGUGCUGCCGCCCGUGCCCGAGGACUGCCCCACGCCCAUGGGGGUGGCCGGCAAGGCCCAGCUGCCUGACGCGCAGGAGUUGGCAGAGCGCUUCCUCAGGCGCCGCCGCUUCGUGCCGGACCCCCAGGGGACCAACCUCAUGUUCGCCUUCUUCGCGCAGCACUUCACCCACCAGUUCUUCAAGACGGACUUCAAGAAGGGGCCCGAGUUCACCCGCGCGCUGGGACACGGGGUGGAUCUGAGCCACGUGUACGGAGACUCGCUCGAGACCCAACACCAGCUGCGGCUCUUCAAGGGCGGGAAUUUGAAGUUCCAGGUGAUCGACGGGCAGGUGUACCCGCCGAGCGUGGACGAGGCGCGGGUGGCCAUGAUGUACCCGGAGCACGUGCCGGCACGGGCGCGCUUCGCCGUGGGCCACGAGAGCUUCGGCCUCGUGCCGGGCCUCAUGAUGUUCUCCACGCUGUGGCUGCGCGAGCACAACCGCGUGUGCGCCAUCCUGCGGGAGGACCACCCCGAGUGGGACGACGAACGCCUCUUCCAGACGGCCAGGCUCGUGCUCAUCGGUCAGACCAUUAAGAUCGUGAUUGAGGACUACGUGCAGCACCUGAGCGGCUACCACUUCCGGCUCAAGUUCGACCCCGAGCUCCUGUUCCGCGAGAACUUCCAGUACCGCAACCGCAUCGCUGCCGAGUUCAACCACCUGUACCACUGGCACCCGCUGAUGCCCGACGCGUUCGCCCUGCAGGGGCGCCUCGUGCGCUACCCCCAGUUCCUCUUCAACAACUCCGUGCUGCUGGAGCACGGAGUGGAGGGCCUCGUCGACUCGUUCGCUCGUCAGCAGGCCGGGCGGAUCGGAGGGGGUAAGAACAUCCACAGCUCCGUGCUGCGAGUGGCCGUGGCUGGGAUCAAGCACAGCCGUCAGAUGCGCUUUCAGUCGUUCAACGCCUACCGCAGGAGAUUCGGCCUCAAGUCCUACCGCUCCUUCGAGGAUGUCACCGGCGAGACGGAGAUGGCCGCGGAGCUGCGCGAGAUGUACGGAGACGUGGAGGCCCUGGAGCUCUACCCGGGGCUCAUCCUGGAACGGCCGCGGCCCGGCGCUAUCUUCGGCGAGACGAUGGUGGAGAUGGGCGCCCCCUUCUCUCUCAAGGGCCUCAUGGGGAACCCCAUCUGCUCGCCCGAGUACUGGAAGCCCAGCACAUUCGGGGGCGCCAGGGCCUUCGAGUUGGUGAACACGGCGUCGCUGCGUGGCCUCGUGUGCCGCAAUAUCCCGGGGCCCUGCCCCGAGCACGUGUCCUUCCGCGUGCCCGGAGAACUGGGGCCCGACGGGCAAUGGCAGCUCGGGGAGGCGCAGCAGUUCCAAGAGGAAGAGAACGAAGAUGCGUCGAGCGGGCACGCGCACGGACACGCGCACGGACACGCGCACGGACACGCGCACGGACACGCGCACGGACACGGAUACGAGCACGGACACGAACACUCGAAGCAGAAUAAGACCCGUGGGCGGCCUACCCCUUCCCCUGCGACCCCUGACCCCGAACCACGUGGAGACGCGGCUGCCCUCGCCGAUGGGAAGGGGCGCUCGGAUCUAUAAAGGGGAUUGGGGGGGGGGGGGAGAAUGUAUGUAUUGAAUGUGUGUUAAACUUAUUUCGCGCCGUACGUAACCAAUCGUGCCCAUGGGAGGUGCGGGAGAAGGAAAAAUAUUAAGGCGUGAGAAGUUGUUCUGUAUUUAUUUGCUCAGCGUUGUUGUUGAUGAUAUUUAUAUUUUCUAUGGAUUAUAUAGACGAUGUUUGUUCUUCAAUAUGUGUGGAGUGAAGCGAUGCUGGAUAGAGUGUGGGGUGUGCAGUGUGUCUUUGUUGUGUAUCUAUGCGCGGGCGUGUGCGUGUAUUAUGUGUGUGUCAAAGUACACCUAGCCUGGCACAAGGGCCGUGGUGACGUCACCGCCACUUCGUGGAGAAUGACGAUGGAUUCUUGAAUUGGACCUGAAAUGAGCAAAUGGUGCGUUUUGUAAACCACAUCCGCAUUGGGGAGAAAAAGGCGGGCGGGUGUGGUGCUGGCCACCUGCGCCGGUCUAACAGCACUUGCCUUGACUGCGUGUCUUUGUCGAUAAGUGUUAUUUCACUCAGACUGGAGCUAUUAAAUCGUAUUGUAUUUAUACUGCAUUUGACAUACAGAGUAUUUUUGUAAACAUUGUUUUAUAUCCGUCUAUGAGAUGUUCCACGUUGUCAAACGAUGAAUAAAUAUUGCCUGUAAAUA
This is a messenger RNA of Petromyzon marinus (sea lamprey), 2935 nucleotides long. RefSeq names its product prostaglandin G/H synthase 2-like. Gene Ontology annotation, molecular function: oxidoreductase activity, acting on single donors with incorporation of molecular oxygen, incorporation of two atoms of oxygen; prostaglandin-endoperoxide synthase activity; peroxidase activity. NCBI's taxonomy places the organism in Eukaryota, Metazoa, Chordata, Hyperoartia, Petromyzontiformes, Petromyzontidae. Gene Ontology annotation, cellular component: neuron projection; cytoplasm. Gene Ontology annotation, biological process: cyclooxygenase pathway; response to oxidative stress. The record is from RefSeq and is a predicted model, not a curated record.